Molecule: messenger RNA, 1680 nt
Organism: Tribolium castaneum (red flour beetle)
Lineage: Eukaryota; Metazoa; Arthropoda; Insecta; Coleoptera; Tenebrionidae
Gene: Jasper
Product: JIL-1 anchoring and stabilizing protein
Exons: 9
Coding region: 137-1576 (479 amino acids)
Source: RefSeq, a predicted model, not a curated record
GCGUUGUUAGGGGGCGCUACGUUUCCCGAAGCGUGUGACGCCAUUUUUAUUGUUGAAAAAAAAUCCGCCGAAAAUACAAAAUUGAAAAUCGUCUUUUUGCAUAAAUUCGUGUAAAAUAACACAAAUUCACACAACAAUGAAGCGAACCCGCUCAUUUAAAGAAGGUGACAAAGUGUUUGCUAAAAUCAAAGGCUAUCCAGCUUGGCCGGCAGUUAUUUUAGCAAAAAGCGGUAAAAAAUUCAAUGUGCAGUUUUACGGAACUGGAGAGACGGGCUUUAUUAAACCUGAAGACAUAUUCUACUAUCUUAAGAAUAAGGAACAGAUGGUCAAAGGGUCGAAAAAGAAGGAGUUCAAAGACGCUGUUGAGCAGAUUGAAAAGGCCAUUGCUGAGGACGGAACAGAUGGUGAUGAGUCUGGUGUUGAUGCAGGUGCCCCAGCUCCUAAAAGGAAGAGAAGUAACUCAGAGAAAUCCUCAGAUUCUGUUCCGUCGAAAGUUAGCAGUAAUGCUAGAAACUCUGAAAGUGAAGGAGAAUCAAAUAUGAGUGAAAGUGCUGUAGACGGUCCUAACGAGUCUAGAAUUGAAUCUGAGAACAAGACAUUCGGGAGUGCUGACGAAAAUAAUGCAGUGGACGAAGAUUUGCCAUUUUUGCCAAACAUUAAAGUAGUUUCGGAGCUUAACUUAAAAAAUUGGAUUAUUUAUGCAGAUGCAGUUAAGGAAAAACCAGAGUUAUACAAAUCCCGCCCUGUUGACCAACGCCAUUACUUCGAAAACCAAGUAUUUCCGGUAUUGCUCCCUUCCGGCAAAUAUGCAGGCCUUAAACUCCACAAGAAGUGGCCGCUGCACUUCGAAAAUGAAUACGAGUGUGCUAUUUAUGACAGUGAUACAGCCUCCAGAGUGCUUCUCCUCAAAGAUGCAGUGACUAGUGGCGAAAUAACCCCAGAGAGCAAUCCUGAAUCGUUCCUCGAUGAUUUUGAUCUCACUGAAACUGAAAUAAAGCGAGAUGCUGAAAUGAAACUGAUCAACAGCAAAUACAAAAGGGUAGAGAGAUUGAGAGCAGAGUCCAGCUUGGUUGAACUUGACGCAAAAAUUAAGAAUUGUCUCGGCUUAAAUAAAGCCGAGCCAAAGAAAGCGUUGGAAUUCUUGGAUAGUUUACUUGAGAUAAAUAUGGACGAAAUUAUGCUAAAGAAACACUCUCACGUUGUUGAGAUGAUCAGGAGGUUGAGAAAAUACGUAGGAAAUUUAGAAGAGUGGAAUUUACCACCUGAGGAGCUUGAAACUUUCAACAACGACGCACAGAAAGUACGGACAAAGGCAGAUGAGAUUUAUAAGAAAUUCAAAUCGGUUUGUAAAUUACCGGCGGGGUCUGUUAACUUUUGGGACGGUUUCAAUGACAUUGUUAGGAAAUUUAGGGAGGAUUGCAUCCAUUUGAAUAAUAGGGAAGUUUUUGUUUUGUGUGCCGAGCCAUAUUCGCGUCAAGCUAUUAUUGACCGACUUGAGCAGGAAGAAGAAUUACAAGAGGCUGAUAUUCACCGUCCGGUUGAUAGUGAAAUUGAGAAAGUUGCAGACGUUCAGUAGUGUUGCAAGUAAUACAUAAAGAAGAGUUUUUUAGUUUAUUAUUAUUUUUUUUUUGUUAAAAUAUGUAUGUUUAAACACUUUUCAAUAUAAAACAUUAUUUACGA